Tuber melanosporum (Perigord truffle) is the source of this 619-nucleotide messenger RNA. RefSeq lists its product as uncharacterized. The record is from RefSeq and is a predicted model, not a curated record. Bases 1 to 468 code for a protein of 155 amino acids. NCBI's taxonomy places the organism in Eukaryota, Fungi, Ascomycota, Pezizomycetes, Pezizales, Tuberaceae. Gene Ontology annotation, molecular function: hydrolase activity. The transcript has 5 exons.
AUGAUCGAUAUGUGGCUUGCUCGCCAUACUCCUGAAAACACUAUGCCGAUAAUAGAAAAGGUCCUGAAGGCCGUCAAGGAGACAUACGCUGACAAGGCUUACGACGGCUCCAUGGGAGUACUAGCGGUAGGGUACUGCUUUGGAGCGAAGUAUGUUUUGCGGCUUGCAGCUACCGAUGGGAUUGCUGCUGGUGCUGUUGCGCAUGGACUACUGAUUAGCAAGGAGGAUAUUGCAGGAGUUAAAAAGCCAGUCACUUUGGCUUGUGUUGAGAACGAUAUGUUCUUCCCCGAUGAAGUCAGAGAUGGAGGAAGGAAACAGCUACAAGAUAACAAUAUCGACCACGAAUUGAGGGUUUACUCCGGUGUCCCCCAUGGAUUUGCUGUCUAUGGGAGCUAUUCUGAGGAGCACAUAAAGACUGCUCAGAAACAGGCUUUCGAUCAAUUCCUAGAGUUCCUGGGUAAGCAUUAGCUGGGUAGCCGAGUUUCUGUUACUGUUAUCACUUUUCUUUUAUCGUUAUUGUUUCCGCUUUCCUUCGUCAAGAGUUUUGAUAGUGGCAAGGUUUUUGGUAGUGGUUGCUAGUAUUAUCAUACAAAUACCAAUCCGAAGCCUAGUUUGUGCA